Messenger RNA from Sander lucioperca (pikeperch), 868 nucleotides. Its product is annotated as tumor necrosis factor receptor superfamily member 5-like. The transcript is spliced from 7 exons. Lineage: Eukaryota; Metazoa; Chordata; Actinopteri; Perciformes; Percidae. Bases 54 to 761 code for a protein of 235 amino acids. Gene Ontology annotation, biological process: positive regulation of T cell migration; positive regulation of cytokine production involved in immune response; defense response to Gram-negative bacterium. Gene Ontology annotation, molecular function: protein binding. Gene Ontology annotation, cellular component: external side of plasma membrane. The record is from RefSeq and is a predicted model, not a curated record.
CAAAUCUGAGUGAAUCCCUUCAGUCCAUAGAAACUUAGAUCCUGCCGUAUACAAUGAUGUUAAGAAAACAUUUGACAGUUGCAUCAUUGCUGAUACUUGUGAUGAGUGUCUUCAGAGGACAUACCCUCACAUGUCAUCCCAUAACAGACUAUAUGUGGGCAAACACAUGCUGUUCUAUGUGUCCUGCUGGAAGUCGAGUUGACAGCCAUUGUACAGAGCAGAGAAGAACUUCCUGUCUGGGUUGUGACGAGGGAACAUUUAUGAGUCAUCUUACUGAUGACAUGAAGUGUUUUCCCUGUGUACGCUGUGAUUCAGGUUCUGGUUUGAAGAUAAAGACAGCAUGUAGGACUACAUCAGAUACAGUUUGUGAACCACUGGAGGGAUUCUACUGUCUGUUCUCUUCAGAAAACGGCUGUGUGGAAGCACAGAAACACAGAAGCUGUCAACCAGGACAAUAUAUCAGCCAAAAAGGAACAGCAUUAAAGGACACUGAGUGCUCUGACUGCAGAGAUGGAACAUUUUCAGAUGGGACAUUAUUGACAUCGUGUCAGCCACACACACAAUGUCAAUCAUUGAAUCUUCAGCUGAUAAAACCAGGAACUGCUUCAACGGAUGCUGAAUGUGGAGAACAAAGUUCAGGAGCUGUGAUCGGCGCCGUUGUGGGGGGGCUUGUGACCUGUUUAGUUGUACUCGCAAUAGCUCUGUUGUUCGUGCUGCGUCUCAAAAAGAAGAAAGACACAGGGUAUGGAUUUGAUAAAUGAACACAGAGACAGUUCAUAGGACACUGCAGAGGAAAGUUCCAGGUUCAAUGAAAUCCAGUUGGAUGCUGACACAUUGUAUGUUGUACAGAAAUGAAUCAGUCCAAGGU